This is a messenger RNA of Eimeria maxima, 3573 nucleotides long. RefSeq lists its product as hypothetical. Bases 1 to 3573 code for a protein of 1190 amino acids. NCBI's taxonomy places the organism in Eukaryota, Apicomplexa, Conoidasida, Eucoccidiorida, Eimeriidae. The record is from RefSeq and is a predicted model, not a curated record. The transcript has 4 exons.
AUGAACAACACCCAGCAGCAGCAGCAGGCACAGCAGCAGCAACAGCUGCUGCUGUCGCUGCAGCAUAAUGCAGGUAGCAGCAGCAGGGAGGAGGGCCAAGUGGCUCCCUUGCUGUUACAGCACGGGGAUCCAUCUUGGGCCCUAGCAGGAUCUACUGCUGCUGCCGCUGCACCUGCUGCACCUGCUGCUUCUGGCAGCGUGCUUCCCACUGCUGGGACCUUCCCAGCAGCAGCAGCAGCAGAUGCAGGAGGAGCAGCAGCAAAUGCAGCAGGAGGUUACUGGCAAGAUGAAGCAACACAAGAGGAAGCAAAUGAUUGGAUGCAGCAGGGAGAUGCAUCUGAUAGUUUCUUCUCCUUCUUACUCCCUCAGACACAGCAGCAGCGGCAACAACAGCAGCAACAUCAGCAGCAGCAACAACAGCAGCAGCAACAUCAGCAGCAGCAGCAGCAGGACAAAUCUCCUCAGACGCAGGCUGCUGCACCUGUCACGAGCAUCGGCAUCAGCAGCAGCAGCCACAGCAGCAGCAACACCACCAGCAGCAGCAGCAGCAGUAGGCUGACUCACUUGGAGGUGAAGGCUGUAGAACACUAUGCUCUUCUAUGCAGCAUUGAGGUGGUGUUGCAGCAGCAGCGGCAGCAAAUAUAUCAGCAGCUGCAACAGCAGCAGCAGCAGCUACGACGUUUGCGCCGGCAGCAAGAGCUGCAGCAACUGAUGCGGGAAAGCAGCCGCAGCAGCAGCAAACGUGCUGCUGCUGCAGGAUCUGCUGCACCAUUUCGCCCCACAAGGGACCCCUUAACUAAUGCAGAGGGAAGGCCGCUGCCUAGCAACAGAGAUGCGCUGCUGCUGUGGCAGCAGCAGCAGCAGCAGCAGGUGCAACACAGCCCUAGCGGCAGACCUCGGGUGUCUGCGCUGCUUGCUGCAGCAACACUUAAGUCUUUCCUACUAGAAGGCUCAGCAGCAACAGCAAAUCGUGCUGCUGCUGCUGCAGCUGCUUCCAGGACCCUUGCUGCUCCUGCUGCUCUCCUUGCUAGGCAGCUGCAUAUACACCGUGCUAGGAAGAAGAACAGCAGCAGCAACAGCAGCAAGCGGCUGCAGCUUGCUGCUCGUCCUCAUGAGGCUGAGGAGACAGCAGACGACGCAGACACCGCAAACACACAAGCUCUCCUCCUGUCUCUCUUUAAACAGCAGUUGCGUAUACACCUGGAGGAGCUGCAUAUAGCCCCACAUGCUGUUGCUGCUACAUUCAAUGCAGCACGGUGGCCCCCCGGCUCCUUGGAUGAGCUGCAGGGGAGCCAGGAGGAGCAGCAGCAGCAGCAGUGGCGGCAGCAGCAGCAACUUGCACUGCGCUCGCGGCAGCAGCAGCAGCAGCAAGAAGAUGAUGUCUGUACACUCCAUCCUUCAAGACUGCUGCAGGGAAUUCGAUGGCUACUGCAUGCAGCAGGCCAGGGAGGCUAUGCUCUUGAGCAGCAGCAGCAGCAGCAACAGAAAAAGGUGCCAACUCUUGCUGCUCUGCUGCGGCGUGUAAGUGCUGCUGUUGCUGCAGCAGCACCAUCGUCCCUUAGGCUGUCCCCUGCGGAGUGUCUCCUCAGUUUCAUGAAUGCAACGCCUAGCCAGCCAGCACUGCAGCGCAUGCAGCAGCAGCAGCAGCAGCAGCAGCUAGUGGUAGGCGAUGGUACGUCUCUUAGUCUUCAAAGACCAUCAUCACAGCAGCAAAGGCAGCAGCAAAAGCAGCAGCAGCAGCAGCAACACGAAGACAUUGCAGCAGGUUUGGCUGCGCUGCAGCUGCACCACGCGCGUGCAGCGAUCGAACGCUGCAGCGGCAGCAACAGCAGCAGCAGCAGCAGGAGUUCAGCAUUGACAGCAGCAGCUCGGGAGGGAAGGAAUUCGGCAAAUACAGCAACAGGAGGAGGAGGAACAGGAACAGCAGGAACAGCAGCAGCAGCAGGGGUAGAUUUUCUAUCUAUGGCAGCAUACAGCGACUUGCCAAUGCCUCCCUUUGUGAUAUUUCAGGUGUACGUGCAGCUGCAGCAGCAGCAGCAGCAGUUGCUGCUGCGGCGCGAAUGGACACCUGAGGAGGAUGAGCUGCUGCUCGCUGCUGCUGCUGCAGUGCAGCAGACACCAAGAGGCAGCAGCAAAUGGAUGCAGGUAGCAGCAAAAGUCCCUGGCCGCAACAACAAUCAAUGCAGAGCUCGAUUUAAGUACCUCCAGGUGGAGCUCCUGUCUGGUCGGUCAGCAGCAGACUGUGCUCAGCACUUUAGCCUCAUGGAGACACAGGCAGAAGCAGCACGUGCCGCUUUGCUGCUGUUUGCUACGUGGAGCAACAGCUGCAGCAGCAGCAGCAACAGUGUGGAGACAUGGAUACAAGCUCAUCUGCUGCAGCUUCAUUUGGAAGAUGUGAAACGGAUAUGUGCUGAGGCAGCAAGUGCAGCUGCUGCAGCCCCAGUUGCUGCUGCUGCUGUUGCUGUUGCUGCUGGGAGUGUGCUGCGUCCGGGGGACGCCGACGCUGCAUGCUCCUUUCUGCUGGAGGAGCUGCAGCGGGUCUUCUGUCUCUCCCGUCUUGAUUACUCUCCUUAUCUAUCGCAAAUGGCUGCUCUUAGGGAGCUGCAGCUCGCUGCUGCUGCAGGGGGGGGGCCCCUAGAGGCCCUGCAGCCGGGGCCUCAGCCUCUGUGGGGCCACCCGGGAGACCCUGUACCUUCUCUUUCGCGUUUACUGAUGCUGUAUAGGCACCCGAAAUCCGCAGGGGGGCCCAUACUGCAGCUGCCGUGGCUUCCUGCGGGAGGCAGCCUGGGGGGAGGCCCCAGCCGCAACGCCUCCUCUGGAGUGAAGGGGGGCCCCCCUGGUACCCUUCCCUUGGAGACGCGUAAGCAGCAGAAAGGGAUCGGGGGAAGCAGGAACCCCAUACAGCAGCUGCCUGCUCCGCUGCUCAGUGCGGCGUUCCGGAGCAGCGUUGCUGCCGCUGCAAUGCUGCGGCAAGCGUCUGCUGCAGCGGAGACUCCAGGGGCCCCAGAAUAUGCUGCUGCUGCUGCAGCAGCCGAGGAAGCAGCAGUGGCUCUUGCGCCAGCCCUGUGGCCGACAGCCCCAGACGCUCUUGCUUUAACAGGUACAGGAGGGACCCCCUCCGCAGCAGCGGCAGGAACAGCAGCAACAGCAACAGCAGCAACAGCAGAGGGGUCUAAGACAAGGAACGGGGGGGCCCCUCGGGGUUCCCGGGUGCGUGCUGCUGGUAAGGCGGUAUCUGCGGAAGUGUCUCCUCAGGAUGAGACAAAUACCCCCAAGAAGGUGCCUAUACACCGCAAUUCUGUCUCCUCGAGACAACCUGCAAGGAGAGGGAGGGGGAGGCCCCCAAGGAGACGGGGGAAGGGCGGGAGGGGGACAAAAGGAGACACUUCUGAUGCAGAAGAGGGGGAAGGAGACACCUCCAGAAGCAGCAGCAACAACAGCGGCAGCAGCGGCGACGAGUGGGUAGUGAGCCGCAGCAAAAGGAAAAGGUGCAAGACAGGGCGAGGGGGGCCCCCCACAAGGGGCCCCGGAAGACCCAGAAGGAGCCGUACCCUCCCUACAGAAGACACCUAA